This is a messenger RNA of Eriocheir sinensis (Chinese mitten crab), 2377 nucleotides long. RefSeq names its product piggyBac transposable element-derived protein 4-like. The transcript has a single exon. The record is from RefSeq and is a predicted model, not a curated record. NCBI's taxonomy places the organism in Eukaryota, Metazoa, Arthropoda, Malacostraca, Decapoda, Varunidae. The coding region runs from base 92 to 2377 and encodes 761 amino acids.
ACCCGACAUUAGGGUGCCUGUACUAUUCUGUGAAAUCUUACUUGUGUUUCUUUUCAGAUAUUGUGAUAAUUAUUUCAGAAAUAUCAAAAUAAUGGCUGGUCGAAGCAAGCGGCUCAGGGAUGAAGAAAUUGUGGAGCUAAUGAACAGAUCAAUGAUCCAUGAUACUAGUGAUAGUGAAGGUGAUGAUGAUGUUGAACAAUAUUUUGACAAUCUUGAAGUAGACGUAUUAUACGAUAGUGACAGUGAAGAAGAGUAUGUGCCCGUGCUUGAACCAGAAAGUAGUGAUGAGUUUGAUGUGGAUGAUCCUUCUCAAAAGAAAAAAAGGAGGAAGAUUCUUACUUCCACACCAAAAAAAGGUUGUGCCCCUGCCACUACCUUUACUGCUGCCCCUGCCACUACCUCUACUGCUGCCCCUGCCACUACCUCUACUGCUGCCCCUGCCACUACCUCUACUGCUGCCCCUGCCACUACCUCUACUGCUGCCCCUGCCACUACCUCUACUGCUGCCCCUGCCACUACCUCUACUGCUGCCCCUGCCACUACCUCUACUGCUGCCCCUGCCACUACCUCUACUGCUGCCCCUGCCACUACCUAUACUGCUGCCCCUGCCACUACCUCUACUGCUGCCCCUGCCACUACCUCUACUGCUGCCCCUGCCACUACCUCUACUGCUGCCCCUGCCACUACCUAUACUGCUGCCCCUGCCACUACCUCUACUGCUGCCCCUGCAACUACCUCUACUGCUGCCCCUGCCUGUGGUGGAGGGAGAGGAAAACGCCGCCUGAUGGCUGAUGUUCCACCUGUUGUGGACUUCAAGAAAACUACAAUUUCCACCCGAAGUAAUUUCAGGUGGAGCUGUCAGCCCCAGCAUGCAGUAACAACAAGGAGGUUGUCAAGGAACAUCAUGCCUAAAUUUACUCCAGGGCCAACUCAGGAGGCAAGGGAUAUUAUCGCACCUGAGGAGACAAUCAAGCUCUUCAUUACUGAUAGUAUUGUUCAGGAAAUCGUCACCUGGACAAACAAACGUAUAGAGCUUGUAGCACCAAGGAUCUCAAGUCAAAGUGCCACAUUCAGUGCUACUAGUCCUGUGGAGAUAUUAGCACUCCUGGGAGUGCUCAUAGUGGCAGGGCAGCAGAAAGAUAACCAUCUCUCCCUCAAAGAGAUGUGGAGCGUUGUAAGUGGGUGUCCUCUGUACCGUGCAGCAAUGUCCAAGGACAGGUUUGAGUUUCUUAUAUCCUGCCUGAGGUUUGACAACCCCGAAACCCGUGUGGAGAGGCAGAACCAGGAUAAGUUUGCCCCUGUGAGGAAGGUGUGGGAUGAGUUCAUUGAGAACUGUGGCCGGCUCUACAUCCCACGUGAUAACCUCACAGUGGAUGAACAACUGUUGGGGUUUAGAGGGAAUUGCCCUUUCAGGAUGUAUAUUCCCAAUAAACCUGCAAAAUAUGGCAUCAAGUUUGUCCUCAUCUGUGACUCUACGACCAAGUACAUGCUUGGUGCCAUACCCUACCUUGGCAAGGAGGGAACAAGGCCAAAGGAUGGGGUCAACCUUGGGCAUUAUUACACCAAGGAACUUACUAGGCCAUACCACGGAUCAAACAGAAAUGUGACAACCGACAACUGGUUCACAUCAGUGCCUCUCAUCUCUGACCUCCUAAACAACUGUGGAAUGACCCUUGUUGGCACAGUUCGUGCCAACAAGGCUGAAAUUCCACAAGAGAUGAAGGAAAAGGAGACACGACUGCACGGUUCUAGUGCUUUCCUCUACACCAAGGAAAUGACUCUUGUGUCUUAUGUGGCACAAACAUCUCGCACAAAGAAGAAAAUAGUGCUCCUCAUGUCAUCCCAGCACACACAGCCUACCAUUACAUCAAGUGGCAAGCCUGAAAUAAUUGCAUUCUACAAUGCCACAAAAGGAGGGGUCGACACAUUCGACCAAAUGUGUGCAACAAGUUCGUGCUCUAGGAAGACACGACGUUGGCCCCUCUGUGUGUGGUACGGCAUCCUCAAUGCAGCGAGCAUCAAUGCCUUCAUCAUCAGCUGCGAGAACCGUGCAAGGACAGGCAUCAGCAUACCAAAGAGGAGGACAUUCAUGAUGGAUAUUGGGAGGGCACUCAUCAUUCCCUGGGCUCAGUCACGCCUGUCAUCAAAAGUCCUGUCCCGCCAACUGCACACAUUAAUAACAACUGUGUGUGACCUUCCGUCACUGGGCAGCACUGCCGGGUCACCAGGGACAUCACUUUCGGAGGGAAAGUCACCCCUGGUGCGCUGUGCUGACUGCCCUAGCAAGUCGGAUGGGAAGACCCGGCACCGAUGCAACAGGUGUGCAAAACCAAUGUGCCCUCGGCACCUGUACCCCACCUGUGGUGACUGCAUGUAA